CUCCUACCUUUACUACUAUCUGCCAUGUCCGUGCAGACGACAAUAAUCCCCCACUCCCAGCAGCCGCUUGUUACGCGUACUUAUCCCCUUGAGCAAGAGCUCGAUGGCUUCAUUAUCGCUGCCUCUAUGGCCCAGAAAGCAUGGUGCAAGGUUCCACUCAAGGAGAGAAUCGCGAUUGGGUACAAGUUCACCGAUGAAUUCAAAGCCCUGAGCGAAGAUCUCCCUAUGGAACUGACUCUGCAAAUGGGCAGGCCCGUAUCUCAAUGCGCCGGAGAGGUUCGCGGAUUCCUCGACCGCGCUAAUUACAUGUUAUCUGUCGCAGAGAGCGCACUCUCUGAUAUCAGUCUAGCCGACACAGACAAGCCUGGCUUCCGACGGUACAUCAAACGCGCUCCUCUGGGUGUCGUCCUUGUCGUCGCUCCUUGGAACUAUCCUUAUCUCGUCUCAAUCAACGCCGUUCUCCCCGCUAUUAUCGCUGGGAACGCUGUCAUCUUGAAACCAUCUCCUCAGACGCCUCUGACUGCUGAGCGUUUCGCACUUGCGUUGACUCGGGCAGGUGUUCCCAAAGAUAUCAUCCAAGUUGUGCACAUGUCGCCUGCGUUGACCUCUCAUGCCGUUCAGCAUCCUUCCGUAGACUUUGUUUCAUUCACCGGCAGUGUUGUAGGUGGACGGGCGGUUGAGGAAGCAGCCGUUACAGCGAAAGGUUUCAAAGGUGUUGGCUUGGAGCUUGGUGGAAAGGAUCCCGCCUACGUACGACCCGACGCAGAUCUAGAUUACACAAUCGCUGAACUGGUCGACGGGGCUCUGUUUAACUCUGGUCAAAGCUGCUGCUCCAUCGAAAGAAUCUACGUCCAUGAGGCAGUAUAUAAUACUUUUGUUGAAGGCUUUGUGAAACUCGUCAAGGGCUACAAACUGGGUGAUCCCACACUUCCUGAAACAAAUCUAGGUCCCGUCGUUUCCCUAGCUAGCGCUGAGAGAAUCCGCAAACAAGUUUCGGAUGCAGUGAAAGCUGGGGCGAAGGCGCUUAUACCGGAAGAAUUAUUUCCGAUGGCGAAAGCUGGAACUACGUAUGUUGCACCUCAGGUUCUAGUCGAUGUGAAUCACAGUAUGAACGUCAUGAUGGAGGAAACAUUUGGCCCAAUCAUCGGAAUACAGAAGGUCUCUUCUGAUGAGGAAGCUAUCAAGCUUAUGAACGAUUCUCCAUAUGGACUCACAGCAUCCGUGUGGAUGAAUGCAUCUGCUAAUCCAGCAUCCGAGGAGGCGUUCUCAAGGUUUGUUGAAGAAUUGGAGACUGGAACAGUCUUCCUGAACAGGUGUGACUUUUUGGACCCUGCACUGGCAUGGACUGGUAUAAAGGACAGUGGCAGAGGCGUCAGUCUCAGUAAAUUUGGAUAUGACCAGUUGACCCGGGCCAAGUCUGUACACAUGAAGAUCAAAACAUCAUAAUAGGCUGGAUUUUUGUAGGUAACGUAGAUGCUGCAGAGACAAUUGUAUAUAUGAAGAAAUCCAACAGCGUUCAAUGAAGAUUAUCACUAUCCUGG
This is a messenger RNA of Guyanagaster necrorhizus, 1541 nucleotides long. Its product is annotated as succinate semialdehyde dehydrogenase. Bases 25 to 1446 code for a protein of 473 amino acids. Lineage: Eukaryota; Fungi; Basidiomycota; Agaricomycetes; Agaricales; Physalacriaceae. The record is from RefSeq and is a predicted model, not a curated record. The transcript is spliced from 14 exons. Gene Ontology annotation, molecular function: oxidoreductase activity, acting on the aldehyde or oxo group of donors, NAD or NADP as acceptor.